GGCCUCCGCCGCGCCUCCCCCUGCCGGACGCCCUUCCGUCGAGUCCCGCGCAGACGCGUCUCCCCGAGGAGAUCUUCGUCGGCUCCUCUCCGGGCUGGAGCGGCUCCUUCCCGGGCGCCCCGGGCCCGCCUCCGGGCUGGGGGCGCUCGCGGGGCAUCGUGCCGUGGGCGACGCCGUCCGCUCCGGACGCUCAGCGCGCGAGCUGGCCCCACGCCGUCCCCCCGGCCCCGGACAAGGCCCCCGCGCCUUGCGGGGCUCCGGGCGCGGCCGCUGAGGGCGGGCGCGGGAGGCCCGCCGCGUGGGUCCAGCCCCGGCCCCGGGGGCACCCGCUGGGAGGACCCAGCCGCCGGGAUGCACACGCCCAUGGAGGGAUCCCUCUUCCAGAUCAUCGCCUGCUACCAUCAGUACGCCGCCCGAGAGGGGGAUGUGGAGACCCUGUCCUUGGAGGAGCUGAAGGCUCUGCUUAUGGACAAUGUACCCCACUUCAUGGAGAGCCUGCACUUUCCGCAGGCGACGCAGGCUCAGUGUCCUAUACAGUUCCUGGGCAGAUGCCACAGUGUGCAGACAUCUGAUCCCCCUCCUUGGUUUCCCUGCAAUAGUCCUAGAGAUGCCAGACAUGAGGGGCAGGGCCGGAAGGAGCCCUACUACCUCUCGGAGUUGUUCCGGGCUGCAGACAAGAACAAGGACAAGCAGAUCAGCUUCGAUGAGUUCCUGUUCGUCCUGGGCCGGCUGCUGACGGACUACCACCUGCUGUACCACCGGCGGCUGUGCGCCUGCUACUGCGCCCAGCACAGCCUGCACUAGAUAGAGAUGCUUGGACCUGCCCAGCCUGCACUAGAUAGAGAGGCACCAGCCCAGACGGCACUAGAUAAGAGACGUGCCAGCCCAGUCUGCACUAGAUAGAGACGCACUAGGUAGAGACGCACCCAUCUGCCUAGCCUGCACUGAUAGAGAUGCGCCCGCCCGCCCAGCCCACAGGUGCUGCCCAGGAGUUGGAGCCAGAGCCACUGCAGAGCUUUGCCCCACUUGUUGGCAUGUGCCAGAACGGGCACUCCCCUGUGCACACGUGUGUGCAAUGCACAGCUGUGAGGGAAGAGAAUAAAGCCAUCCCACAAA
This is a messenger RNA of Mustela lutreola (European mink), 1116 nucleotides long. RefSeq names its product protein S100-A15A-like. The record is from RefSeq and is a predicted model, not a curated record. Gene Ontology annotation, cellular component: cytoplasm. Gene Ontology annotation, molecular function: calcium ion binding; transition metal ion binding. The coding region runs from base 352 to 804 and encodes 150 amino acids. The transcript is spliced from 4 exons. Lineage: Eukaryota; Metazoa; Chordata; Mammalia; Carnivora; Mustelidae.